AUGAAUUUCAUCACCAAUACUAUCGAAAAAAAGACUGGUCUCGAUAUCAAUCACGAUGGAUAUGUUGGAGGCGAGAAAAAUGCUGAGAAGCAAUUCGGUGUCGAUUUCAACAGAGAUGGAUAUAUUGGAGGCGAAGGCAUAAAAAGCAAGAUCGAGAAAGCAACUCAUAUUGAUCUCAACAAAGAUGGCAUGAUUGGUCGUCCACCAGACACGUUUCCAGGUGGUUACGCGGGCCCUCGUUAA
This is a messenger RNA of Rotaria sordida, 243 nucleotides long. NCBI's taxonomy places the organism in Eukaryota, Metazoa, Rotifera, Eurotatoria, Philodinida, Philodinidae. The record is from the annotation of a GenBank genome assembly.